Impatiens glandulifera is the source of this 2052-nucleotide messenger RNA. Its product is annotated as cation/calcium exchanger 1-like. Gene Ontology annotation, cellular component: membrane. Gene Ontology annotation, biological process: transmembrane transport; monoatomic cation transport. The record is from RefSeq and is a predicted model, not a curated record. Gene Ontology annotation, molecular function: monoatomic cation transmembrane transporter activity. The coding region runs from base 188 to 1924 and encodes 578 amino acids. Lineage: Eukaryota; Viridiplantae; Streptophyta; Magnoliopsida; Ericales; Balsaminaceae. The transcript has a single exon.
AUCCAAGGAUGUUAAUGUUUGUGCCAUAAAAAUAAUUCACUCCCUCAAUCAUAUUCUGUCUCUCAUUCAACAGUCCUUUCAAGUUACCUUCCAAAUCCAUUUACAAAAAAAAAAGGUACCCCACAAGCCAUGACCACCACCAUUUCAAAACCUUCCUUGCUCCAUACCCUCUUUCACCAUUCUUGAAAUGUCUUCUCUCUUCACUUCUCUAUCCCACUCCAAGAAACUCUCUCUUUUCCUAAACCUCUCCUUCAUCUCUCUCCUCUCCUUCUUUCUAUCAACCGGCCAUGUCUAUACUUCUCCUCCGGCCUCCUCCAAUAUCGCCGGAUUCUUCCUCCGGCUUAACGCCGGCCCAAAUCCAGGUUCCUGCCCAAACCUCAACCAAUUCACAGAUCACAAUUCAAAAUGUCAUUACAUCAAAUCAGAACCAACUUGCAGGCCAAAAGGUUACAUAGAUUAUCUCCAAAUCUUCUAUUGUUUAUGCGGACAAUCUCCUCCAAUCGGCUAUACUCUCCUCAUCUUAUGGCUAGUAGUCUUAUUCUACCUACUCGGAAACACAGCCUCUGAAUACUUUUGCCCCUCCAUUGAAAGCUUAUCAAGAGUCUUGAAACUCUCCCCCGCUAUCACCGGCACCACUCUCCUUCCUUUAGGAAACGGAGCCACCGACGUCUUGGCGAGCAUAGUCUCGUUUACUCGUUCCGGAGAGGGCGAUGUUGGUUUGAACUCAGUAUUGGGCGGCGCUUUCUUCAUAUCGAGUGUGGUCGUAGGUAUCAUAUGUGUCUUGAUUCAUUCUCAUAAUAUUUCGGUUGAUAAACCGAGUUUCAUUAGAGAUAUUAUCUUCUUCUUGUUCUCUCUUUCGGCUCUCAUGUUCAUCAUCAUCCUCGGGAAAAUCAACGUGUGGGGAGCUAUUUCAUUCGUUUCGAUUUACUUCGUGUAUAUAUCGUUCGUUUCCGUCAUGCAUCUCAUGUCGAGAAAGCGGGAGAGAGUCGUUAAUCUCUCUGGUAACACUCCGUCGACUUCCGGCGAGAUUGGAACUCCGUUGUUGGACGAAGAGAAGCUCAUUUCGAUGGAAAAGGAGACCAUUAAUCCUCCUCUUAUUCUUCUUCCUCCUCCAAUUCACGUUGAAAAGGAAGUUAACUUCUUCAUCAAGCAAUUAUCAUGGGUGACUUACGUCAUGGAAUUACCGCUCGAUUUACCUAGAAGACUAACUAUACCGGUGGUAAGAGACGAGAAAUGGUCGAAAGGAUUCGCGGUAACCUCGGUAUCAUUAGCACCGGUCCUAUUAGCGACGUUAUGGAAUACCCAAAAGGAAAACAUGACAUCGAACGUGCUCAUGGAAAUCUACAUGACGUCAGCCCUAAUCGGAUUAGUCCUCGGAAACCUAGCAUUCGUGGCGACAAACGGGACUAACCCUCCCGAAAAAUGGCUUCUCCCGUGGAUAGGAGGCGGGUUUCUAAUGAGCAUAACGUGGACAUACAUAAUCGCGGAGGAAUUAGUCUCGUUGCUGGUAUCAGUCGGGGGAAUUAUGGGUAUCAGCCCUUCAAUACUAGGGCUAACCGUGCUAGCGUGGGGUAAUUCAAUGGGAGACGUAAUAGCGAAUAGUUCGUUAGCUGUGAAAGGUGGAGUGGACGGUGCACAAAUAGCGAUUUCGGGGUGUUAUGCAGGUCCAUUGUUCAACACUUUGAUAGGUUUGGGACUUUCACUUGUGUUUGCUUCAUGGUCGGAAUACCCGAAUUCAUAUGUGAUCCCAACUGAUCCUUAUCUAUUCGAGAUUCUAGGGUUUCUCAUGGCUGGAUUGUUAUGGGCACUUGUGAUAUUGCCAAGGAGGAAUAUGCAAUUGGAUAGGUCUUUGGGAGGUGGAUUAUUGGCUAUUUAUUGUUGUUUUAUGUUUAUUAGGUUUUCUAGAGCUUCCGAGCUCUUUUGAAUUGAUCAUCAUAAACCAAUUAUAUCAUAUAAUCCAUAUAUGCCAUUACCAACAUGUAAUUUCCCUAACCCUUUAGAGAAAACAUAAAAAGAUAUACUUACUAUUAUAUUUUUUUUUUCAUUUUUCAA